UGUCUUCCUUGGCCCAAGUGCAGUCCCAGGGGGCCUGGCCGGGCCGCCCCCACGCACUCUCGGCCCCCAUUGGCCACCUGGGCCUGCAUGGGCCGGCCAGAGGAGGGAUAAAAAGCGCCCCUGCCACCGCGGCUGCCAGGGACACUGCAGCCAGGAGGUGACCAGAGGAGCAACCGAAGUCUGACGAUGUCCGAGCUGGAGAAGGCCGUGGUGGCCCUCAUCGGCGUUUUCCAUCAGUACUCCGGGAGGGAGGGCGACAAGCACAAGCUGAAGAAGUCCGAGCUCAAGGAGCUGCUCAGCAACGAGCUCCCCCACUUCCUCGAGGAAAUCAGGGAGCAGGAGGCUGUGGACAAAGUCAUGGAAGCUCUGGACCUUGAUGGGGACGGCGAAUGUGACUUCCGGGAAUUCAUGGCCUUCGUUGCCAUGGUCACCACUGCCUGCCAUGAGUUCUUUGAGCAGGAGUGAACCAGGGAGAACGGCCAAGCUGGCCCUGUCGCAGAGAUGAAGGUCACACAGGAAGCGCAGAGCGGGGGCUUGCAGGCCAGUAGGCGCUGCACUUCCCGCUGUGCCGUAGCUAACUAGGGAGCUUACUGCUUUGUGAAGGGCACACUGGAACCCUCUUUCCAAGGGCUGCUUUUAGGGGCCCCAUCCUCACUUCUGCUGUGCUAGGCAUUUGUGCGACCGCCCAGUCCCGGGAAAUCAAUAAUUGUCACUUAGGAAAGUCAACUGUCAGCCACAAAGCCUGUGCCACCCCGGCUGCCGCGGCUACGUAGAACUCUAACCCCCAACAGCACCCCUGACUGCUGACCAGGACUCCGGCAGCCGCGGUUUAGUCACCGCCACAUCUAAAACUGCGCAGCUCUGCCCGCCUCCCUCUGAAAAGGCGCCCAUCACCGGCGCACAGGACACCUGACGCUGCCGGUGUCCGGCCGAGCCGUCGGCCGGCCCACAGAGCACGGCCACCUGUAGGUCCCUUUUCCGAGGGGAGGCUGCGAUUACUGAGUAAAUGUUUAACGCCAGCAGUUCUAAAGGGGAAAAUGUGUCUCAGAAAGCAACACGCGCUGACAUUUCAGCUCUCGUCAGGACGGAGAGUCAGCCCACAUUCAGCGGCUCCGUCCUGAGGGCUCGUGCUUGCGGGGUCUGCGGGACGCCUGCUGGCAGGGGUGCCUGGGCUCAGGGCCAGGGGGCCGGCUUGGCCCCCGCCUCUGGGAGACCCUUGUACUGCAAGGCUCUUUCUCCUCGGCCUCCUUGCCGGUCACCGCUGAGCGACCGGCUUGUCUGCGCCGAGGCGGGUCUCUCCUCACUGUGGGCAAAGUUACGCUUCCGUGUCCACGAAUUCAAGUAAAUCAUUUCACCUAAUCAAGUUACAAAUAUUAAAAACCACUUCUAGAAAAAUCCGAGUCAAUCUCAUCCCCCCCUUUCCUGUUUUAUUCAAGGACACAGAUCCUUUGGAAAUUCAUAAAUCAAUUGGUGGCUUCUGCUUGCAUUAAAUAAAAGCACUGCGACAUCUCGUAGCCAUUGAAUGUGGAGUGAGAGCGAGUGCCCGCCGGGGUCUGGGGGCUGCCUCUGCUGCCACACGGUCGGUGGCACCUGCUGGUCCCUUGGUGCUGGCCGCAGACCCAGUAGAGAAGGGUGCUGGGUGGUGGCUGCCGUUUCGGGAGCCCUUGGGGGCACUGCCUACGUGGCUGGUCUGGGCAAGCUCCCACCCUAGGAGACCCCAGCACGGCGGCCCUCCAGAUGGCCCCACGGGACAGAUGCAGCAGCACCAACGGCCCAGGGGAAACGCGAAUCCCGCAGGCAGGGUGCCCCGAGCUGGUCCCCGGGGAGACGCUGCCAGCGGGGCGAACGGACUCGGCCAGCAGAGGGGCGGGGCCCCCAGGAGCUGGGAGGGCUGAGGCGAGGGGCUCAGGAACCGGCUAGUCCCCAGGCCUGGGGAGAGGGGUGCCCCAGGGGUUUCCAGUGGGAGGGGCGGUGGGGGUGGGGUGUCCCUGGAGAGGCGGGGCCAGCCUGGGCUCUGUGCAGGCCCCCGGGGCCCCAUCCGAGGCUUCAGGCGGGUCAGCCUGGGAACCGCCGGCCAUGCCCAGUGGCCACGCGCCGCUGUCCUGCCAUCUGGUGUCCGGCGCUUUCACGGGGGCCAGGCCCUGGGCUGCGGUGGGGACACAGGAGGAGCAGCAGGCUGGGCAGGCCCAGGGGGUGGGCCACGUCUGUGCGGCUCCUGCUCCAGCCAAGGGCCGCACAGCCCUGCGCAGGGGGUCCCGGUAACAGGGAGGUGGGUGUGGGUGGGCUCUGGGCUGUGGUGAGAGAGGUCUCCCUUCACCAGAGGGCAGCCAAGGGCUACAGCCAGGUGGCGCCAGGGCCUCCCUUGCCCCCACGGAUCCAAGAAUCCCAAGGGUACUCAGCCCUCCGAUGUCCAGCCUGCUUCUAAACCACAGGGAAGGGCAGGUGUCCCAGCCCUUUGGGGUGCCUGCCUUCUGUCCCUACGCCCAGGGAUGCACCUUCACCCGGGGUGGCGGGGCACUGCUCCC
Molecule: messenger RNA, 2525 nt
Organism: Pteropus alecto (black flying fox)
Lineage: Eukaryota; Metazoa; Chordata; Mammalia; Chiroptera; Pteropodidae
Gene: S100B
Product: S100 calcium binding protein B
Exons: 3
Coding region: 187-465 (92 amino acids)
Biological process (GO): positive regulation of canonical NF-kappaB signal transduction; positive regulation of cell population proliferation
Cellular component (GO): cytoplasm; nucleus
Molecular function (GO): S100 protein binding; zinc ion binding; RAGE receptor binding
Source: RefSeq, a predicted model, not a curated record